GUCUGACCUCAGCAGGCCUCCGUACUGUAUGUUUGUCGCGCGUGGGCUGUCGGGAUAUCACCGUAGGUAACCGAGGUGACCCAGGAUGACCACCGCAGCACGACCAACGUUCGAGCCUGCCAGAGGGGGGCGGGGCAAAGGAGAGGGGGACCUGAGCGCGCUCUCCAAGCAGUACUCCAGCAGAGACCUGCCUGGCCACACCAAGAUCAAAUACAGGCAAGCCACCCAGGAUGCCCCGGAGGAGGUCCGCACACGUGACUUCAGACGGGAGCUGGAGGAGAGAGAGAGAGUUGCUGCUAAGACCAGGGAGAGGGGAGCCCGGGAACACACCACAUCUUCCUCAUCAUCUUCCUCUUCAUCCUCCAAGCGGCCACGACUGGAUCAGAUUCCUGCCGCCAACCUCGAUGCAGACGACCCUCUGACUGAUGAUGAGGAUGACUCCGAUUCAGACUCUGAUAGUGAUGACGACACUGCUGCCCUGCUGGCUGAACUGGACAAGAUCAAGAAGGAGAGAGCAGAGGAGCAGGAAAGAAAGGAGCGGGAACAGAAGGCGGAGGAGGAGAGGAUACGGAUGGAGAAUAUUCUGAGUGGGAACCCCCUACUGAACCUGGCAGGACAACAACCAAACACACCGAGCCAGACCAGCUUCACAGUGAAACGCAGAUGGGACGACGAUGUCGUCUUUAAGAACUGCGCCAAAGGAAUGGAAGAGUUACGUAAGGAGAAACGUUUCAUAAACGACACACUCCGCUCAGAGUUCCACAAGAAAUUCAUGGAGAAAUACGUAAAGUAGUUCUGCAUCGGCGUUGGCUUUUACAGAAAGUGUGUUCAUCGUGUGGGACGUCCAUUGAUGCCCGGGUGUUUUUCAGUUUUUGUUUUGCUUCUUGUGUGUAAUUAAAGGUUUUGCUUUGUUUAUUAA
Molecule: messenger RNA, 919 nt
Organism: Electrophorus electricus (electric eel)
Lineage: Eukaryota; Metazoa; Chordata; Actinopteri; Gymnotiformes; Gymnotidae
Gene: cwc15
Product: CWC15 spliceosome associated protein
Biological process (GO): mRNA cis splicing, via spliceosome
Cellular component (GO): catalytic step 2 spliceosome
Molecular function (GO): RNA binding
Source: RefSeq, a predicted model, not a curated record